Trichoderma citrinoviride is the source of this 2268-nucleotide messenger RNA. Its product is annotated as glycoside hydrolase family 95 protein. The record is from RefSeq and is a predicted model, not a curated record. The transcript is spliced from 10 exons. NCBI's taxonomy places the organism in Eukaryota, Fungi, Ascomycota, Sordariomycetes, Hypocreales, Hypocreaceae. Gene Ontology annotation, biological process: carbohydrate metabolic process. Bases 1 to 2268 code for a protein of 755 amino acids. Gene Ontology annotation, molecular function: alpha-L-fucosidase activity.
AUGACGGCAUAUCCGCUGGGAAAUGGAAAGCUGGGAGCAAUGCCACUUGGGUUGGUUGGGGAGGAUAUUGUGGUCCUGAAUGAGCAUAGUCUUUGGUCCGGAGGCCCUUUCCAGAGCCCUGAUUACAUUGGUGGCAACCCACCGGCUCCAGUAUAUACGGCUCUUCCAGGCAUUAGGCAGACGAUUUGGGACACUCAGAUCAACAACGACAUCAGUGCCUUGUAUGGAGAUCCUACAUACUACUACUAUGGCAACUACGAGACUCUCGGCAAUCUCACCGUCAACAUAGCUGGAGUGAACAAGUACACCUCUUAUAACCGUGCGUUGGACCUCGAGACCGGCAUACAUACAACCGAGUUCAAGUCAAACGGAGCCAAGUUUACUAUAACGACCUUUUGCACUGUCCCCGACCAAGUCUGUACAUACAACAUCCAGUCAAACAAGCCGCUGCCUGCUGUGACAAUUGGCUUGCAAGAUUCGCAAAGAAGCAAUCCUUCAUCAAAUGCGACAUGCGAUGCCAAUGGAGUGCACCUGAGAGGCCAAACGCAGGAGGACAUCGGUAUGAUCUUUGACGCCCGCGCGCAAGUCAUUAAUCGCCCUAAGAGAACCACUUGCACUUCGUCACAUGGCCUCUCUGUUCCUUCGGACGGCAGAACUACCUCUCUCACUGUCGUGUACGCAGCAGGAACGAACUACGAUCAGAAGAAGGGAACUAAAGAGAGCAACUACUCCUUCAAGGGUGUCGAUCCAGCACCAGCUGUUCUAUCAACGAUCGAGAAGGUUUCCAAGAAGAGCUUCAGCAGCAUGUACAAUGCCCAUGUGAAGGACCACAAUGCCUUGUUCAGUCAAUUCAGCUUGGAUAUCCCAGACACUGACAAAUCGGCUUCCGUGCCGACCGCGACGCUGAUGGAGAACUACGAUUAUGACAUUGGCGACCCAUUCGUUGAGAAUCUCCUUUUCGACUAUGGAAGAUACCUCUUCAUCGCGUCGUGUAGAGAUGGAUCGCUGCCUCCCAAUCUGCAGGGUAUUUGGACGGAAUCGCUCACUCCUGCAUGGAGCGCAGACUAUCACGUCGAUGUAAACGUCCAGAUGAACCACUGGCACACUGAGCAAACAGGUCUUGGAGGGAUCCAGGGACCGCUGUGGGAUUUCAUCAUCGACACAUGGGUGCCUCGAGGAUCGGAAACGGCUGCAUUGCUGUAUGACGCUCCCGGAUUUGUUGGCUUCAGCAACCUCAACACAUUUGGGUUCACGGGCCAAAUGAACUCUGCGGUCUGGUCCGAUUACCCAGCGUCUGCUGCUUGGCUAAUGCAAAAUGUAUGGAACCGAUACGACUACAGCCGUGACACACACUGGUGGAAGACUGUCGGAUAUCCUCUCAUGAAGUCCAUCGCCGAGUAUUGGAUCCACGAGAUGGUGCCCGAUCUGUACUCCAACGAUGGCACACUCGUUGCCGCUCCUUGCAACUCACCCGAGCAUGGUUGGACGACGUUCGGCUGCACACACUACCAGCAGCUCGUCUGGGAAGUCUUUGACCACGUAAUCGAAGGCUGGGAAGCCUCGGGUGAUAAGAACACUACGUUCCUCGAGACCGUCAAGGAGACACAGUCCAAGUUGUCUCCCGGAAUCAUCAUUGGCUGGUUCGGCCAAAUACAAGAAUGGAAGAUUGGUUGGGAUCAGCCCAACGACGAGCAUCGCCACCUUUCUCACCUUGUGGGCUGGUAUCCGGGCUACAGCAUCGGCACGCACAUGUGGAACAAGACCGUCACCGAUGCCGUCAAUGUCAGUUUGACGGCCCGAGGCAAUGGCACUACAGACUCGAAUACCGGCUGGGAAAAGGUCUGGCGAGUCGCAUGCUGGGCGCAGCUAAACAACACUGACAUCGCGUACACGUACCUCAAAUAUGCCAUCGAUAUGAACUACGCAAACAACGGCUUCUCUGUUUACACCACAGGCAGCUGGCCAUACGAGCUCGCAGCGCCCUUCCAGAUCGACGCCAACUUUGGAUACAGCGCCGCGGUACUGGCGAUGCUCAUCACCGACCUGCCGGUUCCGUCUGCGUCCAAGGCCAUCCACACAGUCAUUUUGGGCCCGGCCAUCCCGCCAGAGUGGAAGGGCGGCUCUGUUCGGGGCAUGCGUAUCAGAGGCGGAGGAUCCGUCGAUUUUUCGUGGGAUGAUAACGGCUUGGUGAAUAAGGCGACGCUUCAUAACCAGAGGGAGGCGAUCAAGAUUGUCGAUGUGAAUGGCAAGGUCUUGAUUCAUCAGUGA